Molecule: messenger RNA, 810 nt
Organism: Clonostachys rhizophaga
Lineage: Eukaryota; Fungi; Ascomycota; Sordariomycetes; Hypocreales; Bionectriaceae
Source: the annotation of a GenBank genome assembly
AUGAGCACGGCCGAUCCUUUCGUCCAGGGCGAUAAUGUCCCCGAGUGUAUCACGUCUUGUCUCUCCAAGGCUGUGGCCAGCGUGAACUGUUCCAGCACGCAGUCAUGUUGGUGUACCGGAAACAACGAGCAGGGCAUUAAGGAUGGUUUGACUACCUGUUACAAGGAGAAGCCGUCCGCCUGUCCCGAGAACCUCUUUAAUAGGAUGAAGGCCACCGUGGAUCUGAUUUGCGACCAGCAAGCUGCAGCCAACGGCACUCUAUCAGCGACAUCCACUUCGUCGGUCUCAGCUGCAUUACCGACUGGAACUGGUACACUUAACUCGGCAAGUAGCGGUAGCGACUCUGGUCUUUCUAAAACAGCUAUGAUCGGUAUGAGCGUGGGUCUCGGUGUCGCUGGUCUCAUCAUCUUUAUCCUAUUAUUCCUCUUUAUCAGAGAGCGACGACGAAGAAAGGGCAUGGAAUUACAGGAACACUCGAAGCGAUCGAUGAGCAAGCAGUCAACUCUCCGCCCCGAGCACAUGUCGGCUAGGGAUUCAGUAGCGACAAAGAGAACCAACACACAGAGCGUCGAUGCCCAAAUAUGGAGGCCUCCCCGUGUGUACGCAGGCGACAGCCCUCCUGUUCCAACUCCAACAAUCCCGACUUCGACCGGCACCCCGGUCCGAGAUGCGCACUUCCAGGACAGCCCGCAGCACACUCCUCGCAAUGCGACACCUCAGAGGGAAACGGCCCAGUACAACCAGCGACAGAACUACCAGGAUCGAGACAACUAUACUGAUCCUCGCCUCGCAUACGAGCUGCCGCCUUGA